GCUUCAUGAUUAGUGUGGGGCACCUCCAGCACAACUGUCCUGCUUCCCCUCAGGGAUAUAUUUUUUAGACGAUUUUAGAAUUAACUUUGCCAAUGGCCUUUCUGUGGGAUCCUUUUGGAGCCUAUAUCCCUCGUCCAUCUCCAAGAAAUAAGAUGAGAUUUCGCUUUCUGAAGUCCUACAGUUUUGAUGUAGACAAUGGUACGUCAUCGGGACGGAGUCCCUUGGAUCCCAUGACGAGCCCUGGAUCAGGGCUAAUUCUUCAGGCAAAUUUUGUCCACAGUCAACGUAGGGAGUCUUUCCUUUACCGGUCAGACAGUGACUAUGACCUUUCUCCAAAGUCCAUGUCCAGGAACUCCUCCAUUGCCAGUGAUAUACAUGGAGAUGACUUGAUUGUGACACCAUUUGCUCAGGUGCUGGCCAGCCUGCGUACUGUACGGAAUAACUUUGCUGCAUUAACCAAUUUACAAGAUCGGGCACCCAGCAAACGAUCACCAAUGUGUAACCAACCAUCAAUUAACAAAGCAACUAUAACAGGUAAGAAGAAUUAA
This is a messenger RNA of Pygoscelis adeliae (Adelie penguin), 548 nucleotides long. Its product is annotated as cAMP-specific 3',5'-cyclic phosphodiesterase 4D-like. NCBI's taxonomy places the organism in Eukaryota, Metazoa, Chordata, Aves, Sphenisciformes, Spheniscidae. The record is from RefSeq and is a predicted model, not a curated record. The transcript has 5 exons. The coding region runs from base 93 to 548 and encodes 151 amino acids.